UGUUUUGUAUACCGUACACUGUGCACUUACGCACACGCGCUUAGGUCCGCAACGUGCAACCACUUACUCAUUGUUUUUGGCGAUUCAAUAAACAUUUACGGUAAAAUUGUUCCUUCGCGACAGUUGGUGUGAGCAUGUAAUGCUUUGCUAAUUACAAUGCGUAUAUUAUUAGCUACUUUUCUUAAUGCAUCAAUUCGUUUGUGCAAGUUCGGCGUGAAUCAGACAAGUGUGCGUAAUCGAAACAUUUGCGAUGUGCGAAAGAAUUAGUAGGUGAGGAGCGAUUUGCGAGUAUAAUAUCGCAAAUUAUAUUGCUUGAUAAGUAUUGCCAAAAUUAAGAAAAAUAGUUGCAAUUGUGUCUUGAAGUGUAAAUGUGGGAAGCAAAACUGGAUAACGCAAAAUCGUAGGAAGAGUUUACAAAGAAUUGUGAUCAAGCCAAAGUUGUGAUUUGAAAUCAUGCUGGUGAAUCACAUUAAAGGGUUUAUUUGCGGGCAAGAAUGGAAGCAAAUUUUUGCAAUAUUAACAGCUGCAUUGGUAUCUCUGAAUACGGCUCUUCUCUAUGCCUGGCCAUCACCAUCGAUACCAAUUCUUUUAUCAUCUGAAUUCCCAACGAAUGUGACGAUGGAAGAAGCAUCCUACACAACAGUAAUUCCCUCUAUUGCGUCAAUAUUCUCGAGUCCCCUUUACCCAUUCCUGAUGGAUAAAUUCGGUCGUAAAAUAACCCUCCUUUCUGUAGCUCUUCCGCAAGUUCUAUCCUGGAUACUUAUCUCAAAAGCAAACGACAUUUACACCAUUUACUUGUCGCGUUUACUGAGUGGAUUUUCGAAUUCUUGCCUCUAUGCGACACUUCCAGUCUACAUUGGUGAAAUAUCCUCUCCAAAAGUGCGUGGCUUAUGGGGAAACGCCAUGUCCUGCUGUGCAUACUUCGGACUCUGCCUGAUGAACAUUGUGGGUUCCAUGAACUCGCUUCGAUCAACAGCAAAUAUUUUCCUUGCCAUUCCAGUGAUUUUUUUCCUGCUGUUUAUGGCAAUGCCCGAGACUCCUUACUAUCAUCUAAUGAAUGGCGCCGAAGAAAAAGCUUACACUGCUUUGAAGUCACUUCGACGCAAUCAAGAUACCAUCGAAAAGGAAUUCGUUGAAAUGAAAGAAGGUGUUGCCGAGCAGAUGGAUGCCAACAACCGCUUUGUAGACCUCGUACGUGUGAAAAGCAAUCGCCAAGCGUUGAUUAUCGCCAUUACGGUACGUGGUAUUCAACAGUUCGCAGGGAUUUCAGCAUUUGCCGUAUACGCGCCCUAUUUGUUCGCGCGGGUUGAUGGUGGUAUCACUGCAAGUACUUCAGCGAUCAUCUACACCGCUGCGUUGACGUUCUGCAGUUGCACUGGCUCUAUAUUGCUUGAUUUCCUGGGUCGUCGCCGAGCGAUGAUAAUUUCCUGCGUUGGAUGUGCGGUGGUAUUAUUGCUAGAGGCUGCAUAUUUCUACUUCAUACCAGAGUUAUCCCGCUUGUACCAAAUACGAAUGCCAUAUUUUCCAAUCCUUGGUAUGCUGAUCUACGUUCUGGUAUACUCCUUCGGGUUGGGUAUCAUUCCAAAUUUGCUCUUGGGCGAACUGUUUCCAUCGAAUAUAAAAGGAAAAGCAUUAUGUAUCUUGAACAUCAUCUUCGGGAUAUAUUCGAGUAUCUCUACCAAAGUUUUUCAGGUGCUAUACUCCGCGUAUGGGAUUUAUGCACCAAUGUUACUUUUUGGAAUAUGUUGCAUUGGCAGUACCAUUUUCUCGGUGUACUUCGUGCCUGAGACCAGUGGAAAAACUUUACAACAGAUCCAACGUGAUUUAAAAGGAUCAUCUAAUCUAAACCAAGUGGAGGUGAAGGUAGAAACCGAUAAGGAUAAUAGCUAAAUGAAAAUGUUUAAUAUAUUUGUAAAGAUAUAUUUAACACAUAAUUAAAGAAACGGUAGGCAGAGAUCAUAACAUAAAACCAACAGGAUCCACCAUCCAAUAGCAAGUAAGAUUACAGCAACAUUUGUCAUAUUUGUAUAAAAUAAAAACAAAUUCAUUAAAA
Molecule: messenger RNA, 2053 nt
Organism: Dalotia coriaria
Lineage: Eukaryota; Metazoa; Arthropoda; Insecta; Coleoptera; Staphylinidae
Product: facilitated trehalose transporter Tret1-2 homolog
Exons: 2
Coding region: 454-1890 (478 amino acids)
Biological process (GO): transmembrane transport
Cellular component (GO): membrane
Molecular function (GO): transmembrane transporter activity
Source: RefSeq, a predicted model, not a curated record